Molecule: messenger RNA, 2314 nt
Organism: Bombus impatiens (common eastern bumble bee)
Lineage: Eukaryota; Metazoa; Arthropoda; Insecta; Hymenoptera; Apidae
Gene: Kal1
Product: anosmin-1
Exons: 8
Coding region: 182-1765 (527 amino acids)
Biological process (GO): neuron differentiation
Cellular component (GO): extracellular region; cell surface
Molecular function (GO): peptidase inhibitor activity; protein binding
Source: RefSeq, a predicted model, not a curated record
GUGCCAGAGAAGUGCAGGAGAGGAUCAGACCGCGCAAGAAAGUAAGCCCGAUCUCAGUUCGAACGGUUCACCGCGAUCGGCUCACUCCGUCUUUGGUUUUACCGGUUCGCUGCGCGCUACUCGAUCGCACACGAAGAUCCUUCCGGUACUUUGUUGACCGACCAACGACGUCUCCGUGGAUAUGCCGCUCCGCUUCCGGCGCUUCUGCCCGCUGCCUCUUCCAACGUACGGAAGUCCUUUGACACCCCUGAUGCACGUAGCUGGAGGCUCGAGUUACGCUGUAAAAUCAUGCGUUGACUUGGCGUUACCGACUAUUUUAAAACAAUGGUGGCUUUGGUGGUUACUUUUACCAGGAUGUUUCGCAUCUUGGACCAAGUACAUCGAAGAGUACGACACUAUCAGAGUUGCUAGAUGCGAUGUUCGUUGCGGUGGCAAUUAUCCUGAUGAAUGUAUGGAAAAUUGCUUGGCAUCCAAUUACACAAAACCUGGUCACUGUCCUGAUAAAGCAUCCAUGUCACCCUUUGAAGCUGUUUGUUUGAUAGCUUGCGUCGAUGACUCUCGUUGCCCAGAUUUAGCAAAAUGUUGCAGACAUGAUUGCGGUGUCACAUGCAUGCAUCCCAUCGGUUUAGACAAUGUAACUGAUUUACCCGUGAUACCCAGGAAUGUCCAAAUCAGGCAACAAAAGAACAACUUAGUUUUUUUGACUUGGUAUAAUUCUAAGGCACAGCGUAUCGAUGAGUCUACCGGAAUCAAAGGUGUGAGGUAUUUGGUGGAGGAACGACAUUUACUUGGACCAAGGUACCUGGAAUCUAGAUCAAGUCCAUGGAUUGUUCGUCACGUUUCAUCGAAGUCACACGCAACGAUUCGAGAACGAUUAAAGACAGGACACUGGUAUCAAUUUCGUGUAGCAGCCAUCAAUGCAAAUGGAUCCCGAGGAUACUCGGAGCCUUCCAAACCUUUUAAAACAAAAGACCCACGGAAUCCAAAAGAACCACAAAACUUGACUCUAUCCGAUGCGCGACUGGUAGAUGGAAAACUGCGUAUUACUCUAAGAUGGAGUAAACCAGCUUCGGAUGUGCCGAUAACAUUUUACAAAGUGUUUUGGAGCCGCCUUGUUCACGGACCGACUAAUGAUUCCAUUCUCGUUUAUCAUAGAACAGUUCUGAAAGACAAAACGUGUUACGAACUGAAAAAUUUGGAACUGAGGUGUCAGUACUUCCUUCAAGUGCAAGCUGUUGCACUGUACGGUGGCCGGCGAUUGUUGUCGCGAAAAGCCUCGAAAGUUUUCAAUAGCACCGAUUACAUGGCAUACGCCGAUUUGGGGAGGCGAUCUCACAGAUGCGAGCGAUACCACGGCGAUCUUCAUCUACGGCGAAUGACUUGUCACUGCGGCGAGGUCAAGGUACGUUUGGUUUGGCCGAUGAACCACGAUGUAAAGGCGUACAACGUCUCCUGGAGAGAGGCAUCCUGCUCAGCUUCGCAGGAAAAACUCAUAUCCCGUCGGAAGAAAACCUGGUGGAAACUUGUUCAGACACCGCAUCUUGAAAUAAAACAUCUUCAAAGUGAAUGCACAUACAACGUAAACGUACGAAAUGUAUUCAAUAAUAUAAAUAAUGAUGACAAUGGUGCCAGUAUAGAAUUCGUUACCACUGGUUGUUCGAACGAGUCAGAAGAACAAAAAGACGGCAAGCUCUUACAUAAUAAAAUAAUCCAAUGUAAAACCAAGUCGUCAAAGAGAAAACGACAUUACGCUACUUAUCUUUAGCAAAGUAGCUCCUUGCCAUAAGUAGAUAUAUAUGAUCACUAUUUUUCGAAAUUACGUAUUCAAAUAUACAAAUAAACUUAAUUAGUUCCUUAAAUGCUUAUGCUACGUACUCUUAAUUAACCAUAAAGAGGAUAACAAAUAAAAUUUUAAUUUUAUAAUCUUUAUAUUCUCCGAAAGAAGUAUACGUCAUAAAACGAUUGUGACAGAAUAUUAUCAUUAAUGGUGAAAGAUUAGCCAGUUACCUACGUUGUUAAUAUGUCUAAAUGCUACUCUAGCUGGUUUUUUGUUAAACAUAAAAUCAUUUACAAAGAUAUACAUUAUGUACACAUGUCGUUUAUCACAUCACUAAUUAUAUACAACGCGGUUGUAUUAUUCAUUCUCAUAUGCUCUACACAUAUAAUGACUUGCUUCACUGUCGCGUACAUUUGAUUUAUUGUUAUAUGUCACUGAAUCUUACUCGUGUACACGUCGAACGCUUACGAUAUAACUUUGUUACGAAUAUACUACGUGCAUUAUACGAAACAUUUUGAAAUUUUGUCAGCACUAUAA